AUCGCAACAUGCCAAGCGAAUGGGUAUUUCUCAUCAUCUGGCUGAUCCCGAUGGCCUCCGGGGGCACUACGGCACCAUCGCUGAGUGCCAGUCCCAUUGUCUUCGCCCGGAAUCUGUUCCGUGCCCUCAACGAUGAGGUGCCGCCCGUGAACAUGAUGGUAUCUCCGGCUGCUGCCCGUAGUGCCAUGACCUUGGUUUUCAUGGGGGCCGGCGGGAAGAGUGCAGAUGAGCUGCGCUCCAAGUUGAUCCUGGGUGUGUCCAAUAAGUCGGAAGUCGCCAAACAACACGCGGAGUCCUGGAGCGACGAGUGCUCCUGUGCGAAAAGAGGAGUAGCCCUGCGAUUGGUCACCCGGUUGUACGUCAAUGAAGAGGAGAAAAUUCGGACUGACUUCAAUAGCAUGGCCUUGGAGUUCUUCAAUGCAGAGGCCGAUGCUCUUAACUACUUGAACCCGGAGGAUUCUGUCAAAAAAGUUAACAAGUGGCUGGAAAAGCAAACGUUUUACACUGUAAGAAACCUGUUUACGCCCGAUGUCUUCAAUCCCGAUGCCAGUGUAAUCCUUGUGAACUCCCUGUUCUUUCGAGCCAAAUGGGACAAGAUAUUCCCCCUGCAACUUACCAAGGUCGAAGACUUCUGGAUCAAUCCUCGCCAGCGGAUGGAACUCCCCAUGAUGAGGCAGAUUGGUCAGUUUCGCUAUGGCGAGUCCAAGAAGCUCAAGUCGCAGAUCCUGCAGUUGCCCUUCGAGAGGUCCAACAUGACCAUGAUGUUUAUUUUGCCGACGGCCAUCGAUGGCUUGGCCAAAUUGGAGGAAAAACUUGCUGAACUGGAUAUGAACGAGGUGGCCGCCAGGAGUCUGAUGAAGGAAGUGGAUGUCACCAUUCCGAAAUUCAGGAUCGAGAGCUCUGUUGAUCUCAAGGUUCCACUACAAAAGAUGGGUAUUAAUAGUGUCUUUGAGGCCGGACAAGCAAAUUUGAGUGGCGUUUUUGAAAAGAAAUCACCACAAAGGAUUUCGGAAGCCAGACACAAAGUAUUUCUGAAUGUUACGGAAUUUGGGUGCGAGGUAGCACCGGAAUCAGAUGUCCAGCCCAAAGUCGUGAAGAAGAAUCCCGAUCGCAAGGUCUUCAAGGCCGACCGCCCCUUCGUUUUUGCCAUCCGCGACAAGAAAAACGUUUACUUCGUUGGCCAUUUCAUUAAGCCCUAAUUGCGGGAGGGGGCUGCACGUAUAUUGAUGGUGAUGGCCCGCAGGCAAUCACGCCAUAAUGGACAGUAUCCCAAUGAACAUCAAAUUGUUGCCAAACAAAUGUACACAAUGAACUCGAAAUACAAGAUACAGCACUGCACUCGA
Molecule: messenger RNA, 1343 nt
Organism: Drosophila teissieri
Lineage: Eukaryota; Metazoa; Arthropoda; Insecta; Diptera; Drosophilidae
Product: serine protease inhibitor 42Dd
Exons: 4
Coding region: 9-1199 (396 amino acids)
Molecular function (GO): serine-type endopeptidase inhibitor activity
Source: RefSeq, a predicted model, not a curated record